This is a messenger RNA of Contarinia nasturtii (swede midge), 2258 nucleotides long. It is a transcript of the gene Larp7, whose product is annotated as la-related protein 7. Gene Ontology annotation, cellular component: nucleus. Lineage: Eukaryota; Metazoa; Arthropoda; Insecta; Diptera; Cecidomyiidae. The record is from RefSeq and is a predicted model, not a curated record. Gene Ontology annotation, molecular function: mRNA binding. Gene Ontology annotation, biological process: RNA processing. The coding region runs from base 125 to 2011 and encodes 628 amino acids. The transcript has 5 exons.
CGUUUACAUCGCUUUAUCAUUCGGUACAUAACCUAAAACAUAUGUAGUUCGACGCACCUACCAAACAAAUAAUAAUUAGAGAGUUUUUUCAUUCAAAGAAUAAAGUUUUUAGUCUGUUAUUACAAUGGAGCAACCACAGUGUGAUAUAGAUGCUACCAAACAAGCGGGAAAAAUACAGAAUUCACGUAAACGUAAAAAGCAAUAUUUUAAUCGAAUUCGUCAACAAAUGGAAUUUUAUUUUGGUGAUUCAAAUCUAUCAAAGGAUCGAUUUUUGAGCAAAUUAAUGGCUGAAAACCCAUAUGUACCGCUUGAUGUUUUUCUGACAUUCAAUAAAAUCAAAGCAAUGGCAAACAGUAUCGAAGAAUUGCAGAAGGCAAUUGAUGGUUCCGAGAUGCUGGAAUUGUCAGAUGAUCGACAGAGCGUACGACGAACCACGGAAAUUCAAAAGAAAGACCAACUCGAUGAGUACAUGAUUUAUGUGGAAGCAUUACCGCCAAAUGCAACGCAUGAUAGUGUUCGUCAUCAGUUUAGUCAAUUUGGAAAUGUGGCGUAUGUGUCGCUGCCAAAAUACAAAAAAAGUGGUCGAAUUAAAGAGUUCGCGUUCGUUGAGUUUGAGGAAAAGAGCAGCGUUGAAAAGUGUAUCCAAGCGUUUCAACAAUUUGACGGUGUAAUUGGUGGCGUAGAAGAUGCUAAAAAUCUUGCAAGUGUCUCAUCCUACAUAAAAGAGCAGGAAGAAUUGGAAAAAACCGAGCAGCCAGAAAAAUUGAUUGAAGAUGAAGACAAAGAAAAUAAAACGGAAGAUGAGAAACCGUGUGAAAGUGAGCCAAAUUCUGAUGAUGAAAGUGUUGCACCAAAGCAGUCACUAGAUGCACCAUCCACCAGUAAUGAUGAAGAUGUUCCAUCGGAACGCGCGAAAAUUGAUGAAAGUGCGGGAAGUCAGGAGAAAGAUAAUGAGGUAAAAGAGGAAGAAGAUUUUGUACCGGCAACAAAACGUAUGAAAAUAAUUGAGCCUGAGAGUGACAGAGACGAAGCAGAAGAUAAAGAGGGUGAUGGUGAUGGAGAUGAGGAUCGAGAAGGUGAACAUGAUGCAGAGAAAGAGGGCGACGGUCAAACCGAACCGAAAAAGAAAAGACGUCGUCGACGUAAUCGCAACCCAUCAUGUUCGGCGGUCAAACAAGAUAUUGCACCGGUUGCAAACACAAAUAAAUUAGCUGAUGAUACAAAAACAAUCGAUGAUCCAAAUCAAGCACUAUCUCUGUUGCGCGUUACAACAAAAAUACAAUGGAAACGCUUGCGUAACCAAUAUUUACUGCUUCAACGAAAGAAAUAUGCAGAGGUGAAACAAUUGCUGAACCAAAACAAAACUCGGAACCAAAAAGUGUCAACAUUGCCUUUGGCAUCCGUUCGACCAGUCACAAUGAAAAAUAAAAAGUUUGUUUCACCAACAUCGACCAAGCGCAUUUGCACGCGAAACAUUAACUUUUAUGGUGCAAUGAGAGAUGAACAAAAUACAAACACCUACGAGUGCAGCAUCAUUGAUUCAAACACUGAGAAGGUAGAAGAUGAGCAAACUAGCGAUAAAAAGGCGAAAACAAAAGAUCUUCAAAUCGAAUUCAAGCCGGGUAUUAUUGUGAAGGUUAAUUUCGAUGACGCAUCCACGGAUUUGACCGAUUUCAAAGCGGAAAUGAAACAAUAUUCAUUUGUUAAAUAUGUUGAUCUGAAAGAAGGAUGCACAUUUGCUCAUGUUCGUGUCGACGAAUCGCGUUCGGCCCCAAUUCUAAUUAAGCAUUGUGCUCCGAAACGUUGUCAAAUACUCACCGGAGACUGCGAGAAUGAAUAUUGGACAAAAAUCGCAAAAGAUCGUCAAGAAAAACUCACGAAAAGAUUCCAAGUAAAAAAGACACGGAGCAAGAGAAAUUUACGAAAAAUUAUCAAGAAUAUUGCCGAGGUCAAUGUGGUGAAAACACUCGAUAAUAAAACCAACGUAUCUCACAUUCGAUUUGAGGAUUAAAUUUAAUGGUUAUGUCAAUGGAAAAAAAACGCUCGACUCAAAGGGGUUUAUGUAAUUUGCUGUAUUUCGAUUGAUAUGUAAAAAUUUAAUGAUUAAUUUGAUUUUAUUUUUUAAUUUUAAUGCGAUGUAAACAAUUGUGUAAGAUGAUCCCAGGCAUGAUGAUUGCUUUUUAUUAUUUCACACAUAAAUGAUGAUAUAAAAUAAUUUUCAAGAAGAAAUCAAUAAAUAUUUCUUUUUUUAAAUAUUA